This is a messenger RNA of Python bivittatus (Burmese python), 5346 nucleotides long. RefSeq lists its product as uncharacterized. The record is from RefSeq and is a predicted model, not a curated record. Gene Ontology annotation, cellular component: nucleus. Gene Ontology annotation, biological process: regulation of gene expression. NCBI's taxonomy places the organism in Eukaryota, Metazoa, Chordata, Lepidosauria, Squamata, Pythonidae.
GGAACGCGAAAGAGGAGAAAACAUGAGGGUUCCUUCCGGUUGGAGCGUUCAGCGGCUGCACAGCAGGAGAUGAAUGGAGGCCGCGUGGUCAGUGUCAAGACACAAAAUCCCUGGUUAGAUGUGACUCUGUGUGUAUGGCCCAUUUCAUCCAAGAGCUGGAUCAGGCACAUGAGGAGCUUCCUUUACAAAAAAGAAGAAGCUCCUUGGGGUUGUUCAACACUCCUAUUUAUAACUGCUUGUUACCUUGAAAUUUCAAGUAGCCUUGAAAGUCGCACUGAGACGCUUUGGAAGGCGGGCUGAUGGUUGGGCGUUAACCUUGUGCAAAAUGGCAAUGGAAGAGGGAGUGCUGUUGGAUUUGGGGCCUGAAUUCCAGGCCGGGCGAAAGCCAGAGGUGGCCUUGGAUGUGGAAAUGGAGGAGCAGGAAGAGGAGACAGAUGUUCCAGCAGAGGAGGAGAUCGCAAGAUGGGAGGAGACCGAAGAUUCCAGGAGAGGAGUGGAGGGGAGGGAAAGCGUUGAUAUCUCCCAGGUUGGAAGAACCAGGGCUUUUCUGACAAGGUCCCCAAGAGACCUGGUUAAAGAAGAGUUGGGCCAAGGGAUUCUUGUCUCUGAGGACAGCCAGUGGAAAGAGUGCCCAAAGACAGUGGCAUCACCUGGACUUGGCUGCCCAAGUCUACAAGAACUGGGGUCCCCUCUCCAGACCACUGCUCUGAUGCCUCCAGCCUCCAUCAAGGUGAAGGCAGAAGGCCACCAGUGCUUCACAGAAAAGCGGGAAACCCAAACCCAGCCAGAUUCCAGUGGGGACCCCCAAGAGCCCAAUCAAAACCUGAAAUCCUCUGAGCAGCUGAAAGAAGAGGUUCCAGAUGCAGACACUGUCGUUUCGGAGAUUCAGCGCCAACGCUUCCGUCAGUUCCGCUACCAGGAGGCCGAGGGGCCCCAAGAGGCCUGCAGUCGCCUCUGGUUUCUCUGCUGCCGGUGGCUGAAGCCGGAGAGGCACACCAAGGAGCAGAUCCUGGAGCUGCUGAUCUUGGAGCAGUUCCUGGCCAUCCUGCCCCCCAAGCUCCAGAGCUGGGUGGUUGAGGGUUGCCCCCAAACCUGUGCCCAGGCAGUGGCUCUGGCCGAGGGCUUCCAGCAGAAGGAAUGGGCACCUGGGAGGUUGGAUAAGCAGGUGUCAGUGAAAGAGCUGGCCCUGAAUUUUUCUGGGGCUGAACAGAGGUCAUUGGACUGUCAGCAGAAUCAGAUUUUCCAGGGAGGCGACAGUGGAAAUUCCACCAUUCUGGGUGAAUCAUUGAGGAGUACCAGUGAAGCCACGGAUCUGCCCAAAGUCUCAGGAGAAGGUACCAAUGGGGUAGAGAUGGGGGACUCGGAGCAGAAGGAUUCCCAGUGUGGCGAACUGCAAGAAACUCCCAGAAUUUGGCAGGGACCUGACGGGUGUGUGGAGCAUUCCUCAGGGAAGAAGGUUGGGAAGGCUGUUCUUUGUGAAGGCAGAGAGACCAUUGGAGAAAGCCCAGAUCCGAAAAGAAUCCAUCCGGUGAAGAGUGAGGCUGCCGGAGUAGCCGAUGAUAACUCAGACAUCAUUGAAUUUCAGGUGACCCAUACAGGGAAUAUGCCUUAUAAAUGUCUGGACUGUGGGAAGAGUUUUAAUUACAGCACCAGCCUGGUUAGACAUCAGAGAAUCCAUACUGGGGAAAAACCGUACAAAUGUUUGGAUUGCGGGAAAUGUUUCUGCCAGAGCUCGGGUCUCACCAUUCACCAGAGGAUCCACGCAGGGGAGAAGGCCUAUCAGUGCUUGGAUUGUGGGAAAAGUUUCCGGGUGAAGUCGCAUUUAAUUAGGCACGCCAUCAUCCACAAGGGGGAGAAGCCGUACAAGUGCCCGGAAUGCGGCGUCAGCUUCUGUGAACGGUCAGAACUUCGAAUCCACCAAAGAAUUCACACGGGAGAAAAACCCUACAAUUGUGCGGACUGUGGGAAAAACUUUUGCCGGAAGGCGGAUCUUACCCUCCAUCAGAGAAUCCACACCGGGGAGAUGCCUUACACGUGCUUGGAGUGCGGGAAAGGUUUCCGCUGGAGUUCCAACCUCAUUACGCACCAGAAAACCCACACCGGGGUGAAGCCGUUUGAGUGCACCGAGUGCGGGAAGAGUUACUAUUCCAACAUGAGUCUUGUUAGGCAUCAGCGAGUCCAUACGGGGGGGACCCCGUACAUCUGUUCCGACUGCGGGAAGAGUUUCUGCGAUAGCACCAGCCUCACCAGGCAUCAGAAGAUCCACACGGGGGAAAAGCCAUACGUCUGCAUGGAUUGUGGGAAAAGCUUCAACCGUAACUCGAACCUCAUUUCACAUCAGAGAAUUCACACGGGGGCCAAGCCGUUCCUGUGUAUCGACUGCGGGAAGAACUUCCGGUCGAAAUCGGAACUUCACAGGCAUUACACGGUUCACGCAGGAGAGAAAAGUGAAAAGAUUUUGGCUGGGGGCACUCCAGAGGUUCCUGCUCACGAGAAAACAAACAGUGAAUUGGGAGUUAGGAAUGCCCCGAGUUCCUUCCUGACCCGCCCACGGUGGGGGAGGGGCCGCUCCUUCGGGGCACGCGAGCGCCCGGUUGCAAGUGCGGCGCCUCCGCCGCAUUCCCGGGAGCGGGGCUCGCGUCCCCUUUUUGGCGGGGGGCUUUCUCUCCUGCAUUUUCCAGGCGUGCAGGAAGGUUGGCGGGGCGACCCUCGCUCUGGAGUCCCGGGACAGGCUCAGCCGGAGCUGGAGGCACCUGCGGAGGCGAUGGCUGCUGAACCGAGGGAAGCACCUUGUCUGGGUCCCACAUCCCUGUCUGGCAGGACGCAGCACUGGGUAAAAGAGGAACCCGAUGAGGAGACGCGUCACUGCUGGAGUCCUCUGGAACUUGUGAAAGUGGAACAGGGUUCUGACCUGCCCCUUGAAUGCCCACAAACAGAGUGGGAUGCUGUGACCUCUCCCAUCGGGGGACCAGCUGCUGCUGGUCAGUGGUCCGCAAGACAGCAAAGGAUGCUGGUGCUGUCAAGCCCUCAAAGAGAGACCCAGCGGGUAUCUCCUGAUCCUGGGUCUGCAGCAGCCCAGGCUCCUGAGAGCAUUGGCCUCUGUGGGGCAACCGAACCAGUGAAGGAGGAGGUCCUCAGUGCAGAGGGGCAACGCCAACGUUUCCGGAGGUUCCUCUACCAGGAGGCCGAAGAACCGAAAGAUGUCUACCAGGAACUCUCCAGACGUUGCUGGCAGUGGUUACAACCGGAGAGGAGCACCAAGGAGCAGAUGUUAGAGCUGGUGGUCCUGGAGCAGUUUGUGGCCAUCCUGCCCCCGGAGCUACAGGGCUGGGUGAGAGGGGGCGAGCCGGAGACCUGCCGUCAAGCAGUGGCCUUGGCCGAGGAUUUCUUACAGAGGCAGGAGCAGGCUGAGGAGAGGCAGGGGAAGCAGAUGCUGUUCUCUGAAGUAUCUGCUAAUCUCGCAGAAGGACCGAGUGACCUGCCGGGUACCGAACCCAAACCAUCGUACAACGAGCCCAAACAAGAGGAUACCAGGGGCCUUGGCACUGUUGCUGACUGGAUUCAGGGUGAGGAGGAAAAGAAACUGCACCUGGAAGUGGCUGAUCCCGUAGAAUCCCAAGGAUUGGCGGCUGAAAGCUGUUCUUCAUGUCAGCCAAGCGGAGAGAUCUCUGCGAGUCACUCUGAAGCGAAGCAACAAGGAAGUAACUCUGUUCCUUCUUGGAGAGAUGAUGAGGAUUUCAGCGGAAGAGAAGACAAGGUCCUUAGGCGCAAGGAACCAAAUGUACGUCCUCUGGAUGGGAAGCCCUUCAGCUGGACCAUGGAUUGUAUUUCUCACCAGAGAAACCAGCCAGGAGAAAAAGUGCACAAGGGUUUGGCGUGUGCCAAGACAUUUGCUUUGAGAUCCAACCUCGUAAUCCACCCAGGCAUGCACCCAGCAGAAAAACUCCACUCCUGCUUGCAUUGCGGUCCGAGGUGUGGCGCGAGCUCGGAUUUCAAAACCCACACUGGAGAGAAACCUUACAGAUGCUCAGAAUGCGGGAAAUGCUUCCGCCACACCAGCGGUUUCACCUGUCAACUGAGAAGCCAUUUGGGAGAAAAGCUGUUUCAGUGCCUGUGCUGGGGGAAAGGUUUCAGCGCCCGCCCGGACCUGCGCAGGCACGGGAGAUCCCACACUGGCGAAAAGCUUUACAAAUGCUCAGACUGUGGGAGAACGUUCUGCCACAGCUCCCAGCUUGUUGGCCACCGGAGAGCGCACUCUGGCGAGAAGCCCUUCCAGUGCCUUGAGUGUGGGAAGAUCUUCAGCGGAAGCGUGCAUCUGAACGGUCACCAGCGAGUCCAUGCUAGCAUGAAAGCCUUUACGUGCUCCGAUUGUGGAAAGACCUUCAGUGGGAAGUCACACCUCAACAGGCACCAGCGAAUCCACACCGGGGAGAAACUUUUUAAAUGCCUGGAGUGUGGCAAAAACUUCUGCGUGAGCUCAGACCUCACUGCGCAUGAGCGAAUCCACACUGGCCAUAAACCCUACAAGUGCCUAGACUGUGGGAAGAGUUUCAGCCAGAAGCAGCAUUUGACCAGCCACCAACGGACUCACACGGGAGAAAAACCCUAUGUCUGCGCGCACUGUGGCAAAGGCUUCAGUGUGAGCUCUAACCUUAACACCCAUGAGCGGACACACACGGGAGUGAGGCCCUUUCAGUGCUCCGAAUGUGGGAAACGCUUCAGCCAAAAAUCGCACCUCAUCGGGCACCAGAGAAUCCACACUGGGGAGAGGCCUUAUUUGUGUGUUGGUUGUGGGAAAAGUUUUGGGUCAAGCUCAAAUCUCAUGGCCCACAUGAGAACCCAUAGUGGAGAGAAAGCUUAGGAACCCUCACGAUGGGGCAGAAAUGAUUUUGAUGGGAGAGAAAAUGCCAGUGCAGUCCUCUCUUCCGGGUUGAUAUUUAUUUGCAGAGAUUCAACUUUACAACCUGCUCGUCAUAUCGAUAGACAGCUGUUGCAGAUGAAUGUUACAGUGUGAAGCUGAAGACCAAAAGAUUGAUGGAUUCUUGUGAUUUAUUAGUUGUGCUUCCCUGUCUCUUUGCUCUGGAGCUGAGAUCUUCCUAAAGCAAGCGUGUGUCCUGUUAGUAUAGACCAGAGAUGGCUCUCAUCCCAGAAGAAUCCUUUGGCGGUUGUUUGUGAAUGAGAGUUGGGGGGGAGCACAUGGGAGUGUGAAUAGGAUAUUGCCUUGAGGUCCUGCACACACAUUUUGGAGGCUUGUAAGGCCCCACCUGACUUUUCGAGUGCCAUAUUGGGGCCAUGCUACCUGAAACUAAAUGUCAAUUAAUGAUAAGGUAAACAUAAUUAAACUCA